AUGGAGCAAUAUCUCUUAGCAAACGUAUCACGAUAUCAGUCUCUGGUGCAGCGUUUUCAACCACAGCGACCGACCACAACUGAGAAUAAAGACGUGGCCGACUGCUCGAACAUUGUUGUGGCCAUCCGGAUACGGCCUAUAUUGGAUCACGAGAUAUUAUCCGGUCAGGUCCCCGCUAUUUUCCCUCGCAGCGAAAGUGGAGUAGUGGAUCUUCAUGAAUUGAAGAGAGUGAUCAGAGGCCAACCUACCUUAAAUUCAUCUGCAUUCCGAGUUGGUAAUGUGUUCGGUGCCGAUUGCCCUACAAAGACACUUUAUACAAAUCUGCUUCAACCACUUCUCCCGUCAGUAUGGGAAGGAGGCGUAGGUACACUGUUUGCCUUUGGACAAACAGGCUCGGGCAAAACCCAUACUAUCAGCGGGUUGGAACGACUGCUCGCCGAGACUUUGUUUGAUGGGGCUUGGACGACUCAGCGGAAGCUAUAUGUUUCCAUGUUCGAGCUUGCCGGGAACUCUGCAUAUGCCUCACGUGCACCGUUCUCGAUCCUCGAAGAUUCGUUUGGCAAUACACAGCUUGUUGGGGCCCAGGAACUAUCAAUCAAGAGCAAGUCUGAAUUUUUAGAACUGAUUGAAAACGCCACAUCAUUUCGACAAACUGCCGGUACAGAGAAAAACGACGGAUCGUCACGUUCUCACGCAAUUUGCCGUAUUAGAGCCGCAAACGUAUCACCAGGAAUUUCGGAAGAUGGCAUCCUCUACUUGAUUGACCUCGCAGGUUCAGAGGCAGCAAGGGACCUGGCCAAUCACAGCGCUGACCGCUUGAAAGAGACCCGUGAGAUCAAUAUCAGUCUCUCUAUACUCAAAGAUUGCAUAAGAGGCAUAGCAAGCACUACCGGAACUGUGAAAAAGGGUCAAAAAGGACCGUACAUUCCAUUUCGUCAGAGCACAUUGACCAAGGUCUUGAAGCAUGUGUUUGACCCGUCUGGUAUUCGAAAUUCCAAGACUGCCGUAUUAGCCUGCAUCAACCCAAGCUUUUUGGACACACCGGCAACCAAAAAUACUCUUCGUUAUGCUCAUAUGCUUUGUUCGACUGAAAUCAAAUAUCAGGCGGCGGAGCAUAGUCCCGCGAUACCAAAAUCAUGGAGUAACAAGUUUAUUCGAAGUUAUAUCACCAAAGAGCUCCACCAGGCUGUCAUAUUAACAUGUGAAAAGUCGGGCAAUCCCGUGAUUUCACCCUCUAUUCUCGCACCGCACGAGUCGGGCGCUCAGCUUUUAGCUAUCCCGUUGAACAAAUUCAUCGCCCGCUGCCUCCGUACUAAGGGUGUGACGGAGAGCCAAGCUAAAGCAUUUCAUGCUAAGCUUUGGCGUCUGCAUAUUGACUCCACACGCGCCUCCGGAGUAGGGCACAAGGGAGAAAUCGAUACAAUCGAGCAAGUCCCUAUUUCCGGGGAAAGCGUGCUAUCCGUGACUCGUAUUUCCACCCGUGACUUGAUGUCUGAGGGGGACCUGCGGACAUUCAAAGACCGCAUUCGACCGGGUAUGGUGGUUCGUUGUAAUGCGGCGGCGAACUUUCCUGGGUCUUCGUCUCAGGAGAAACUGGUCAUGAUUCUGUGUCCUCAGAAUGUCGUUGGAAAGAACAUGAAAGAUGCUCUUGGCAAUGAGGUUAACCCGAGUUAUUGUUUAGAGAAGACAGAACUCACAGGAAUCACUCAUCAGCGAUAUCUAUGUGCUUUAGUUUUGUCGGGGGGGUUGGCAGACUCAUACGAGGUCAGUAUCUGGCGCCAAAUUGUUGUGGACUUGAGCUCUAUGGAGACAGAAGUCUCACUCGAGUAUGACCCGGCCACGAGAUACUAUCAUAUCUGUUAA
Penicillium concentricum is the source of this 1863-nucleotide messenger RNA. RefSeq lists its product as uncharacterized. The transcript has 4 exons. The record is from RefSeq and is a predicted model, not a curated record. Gene Ontology annotation, molecular function: microtubule binding; microtubule motor activity; ATP hydrolysis activity. NCBI's taxonomy places the organism in Eukaryota, Fungi, Ascomycota, Eurotiomycetes, Eurotiales, Aspergillaceae. The coding region runs from base 1 to 1863 and encodes 620 amino acids. Gene Ontology annotation, biological process: microtubule-based movement. Gene Ontology annotation, cellular component: kinesin complex; centrosome; microtubule.